CAUGAACCACGUACACUUUGGGGGGAGGGGGGUUCUGGCCAAAGUCAAUGCUCCAUUCAAAUUUCAAAAUUUUUGUAUGGACAAAAGUCUGCGAGGGGGAAGGGGGUCUGAGAUUGCCAAAUUUUGGUCUACGUGGUUUAUGAACAGCCCCUUACAUCGUCCAACUAAUAAUUGUAUUUGUAUUCAUUCCAUAUAGGCUCUGUGGUUCCACCCUCACGCGCGAGGCAAAAAUCAACACGCAGGUCGGAUCCAUUACCGAAUGGAGUAUCUGUCGAGGACGAACAAAGAUCGACCAACAUCGUCUAGACGCCUCCAUCCGGUUCCGGAACCACAGGAAUCAAAUGAUGCCGACAACACUAAAAUCGUCCACUCAACUGAUGAUAUCGUUGAAGCUGAAAGAGAGCUUCGUUUCAUUGUACCAACACCACAGACGAAAUCUCAUGUUAUCGAGUUGUGGAACACUACGUUUGAGCAACGUCAAAAGUACCGCUCUGAGGACCGUUUUUACCCAUUUGCCCAAGAGUGCCCUGUAUUCACCGCCUAUGAUGGAGAGUUGAUCUCUUUGGAUUUUAACAAAAUCAAACCAUCUUCGAAAUCAUUCUUGGAAAAUUGGGAUACAAUUGAGAGAAACGUUUCUUCGGCUUAUCGUGAGCUCUACAAAGAACUGAAAAAUGAUUUCGUUCGAACACUCGCCAUAAUACGCCUGAAGAAUCCAUCCCGAGGAUCUAAAAGAGUUCGAGAUGAAGAAGCUAGUCGUCGAAACCCGUUGAAGGGCAUCGUGCAAUGGAUUAAUGUUAGUUCAAUAUUAUGCCAAUAUUUUGCAUGUAUUAAACAUAAAAUUUUCUUUCAGGCUGAUGACGACUUUCCAUCACAUGGCGAUCAAAACAGUACGCCAAUACUGUACGCGAGGGGCACAAUGUUUGAGGAUUCAACUGAUUGCGCCAUUGUUUGGGGAAACAUAGUUUUCCCUCUACUCGUGAACAUUAAAUCAGGCUUCUCGAUCUUGAUGAAGAGUUUGUACGUUUUCAAUGUUUCGGGAGCCGCAUGCGAUAAACAGUUUUACUUGUUUAUUGCUGGAGCGGUACUUGGUAUCGAGCAACUAAGUACUACUGGGUUGAAAUUUUUGCACUCGGUGACGUAAGGUCGAUUUGGACCCCGUCCCAUACCUGUAUAUGGUUUAUGAAUUAAUUUCUGCUGUUAUUUGUUGAAAAGAAACAUCCUGAUAUUUCCAACUGCAAAUCCAGGUUGACACGGUUUUCAACAGUUUGAAUUCGAACAAAUGCGUUUAUUUUGUAUGUACAUUUGAUAAUUUUAAGAAAAUAAAUGUUCAAAACGAAAAAAAAAGCGAAUAUAUGAUAAUUUUGAUAUUUAGUCUGAUUUUAAUCAGUAAACAUGCAGUUUACCGAUAAACAUUAGAAUAAAUAUUCCAAUUACAAAAAAAAACCGAAAGACAAAAAAAAAAAUAUUUUCACAAAAAAACUGCGAAACUUUAGAAAAUUCACCGAAUAGUUCGGUGAACCACAAAAAAAUCCUAAUGAAAAAUCACCGUAAAUUUGUAGAAAAAUCACCGAACGUUUUGUGAAACUUACAAAAAUAAACAAAGGCUUCACAGAAAAUCUGUAAAACAAAUCACCGAACUGUUCGGUGCAUUUGACAAAUGAGCAUUUUAAUUUUUACAGAUCGUUCGGUGAAUCAAAAUUUCACCGAACAGUUUACCGAAAAAUCUGCUGUUGAGAUUUCGGUGAAAUUUCACAGAAUUCUGUGAUUUAUUCUUAGU
This is a messenger RNA of Aedes albopictus (Asian tiger mosquito), 1777 nucleotides long. RefSeq lists its product as uncharacterized. Bases 260 to 1141 code for a protein of 293 amino acids. Lineage: Eukaryota; Metazoa; Arthropoda; Insecta; Diptera; Culicidae. The transcript has 4 exons. The record is from RefSeq and is a predicted model, not a curated record.